GACGGCAGAACGUCUCGCACCGGAGCGAUGGCAUCAGGCGCUGAGUCGGGGCUGAUUCAUGUGAAGGUGCUAGACACGCUGGGUACUCUCGACAGAGAGAUUUAUCAGUAUCUGCAGAAAAAAUCACCAAAGAAAGCUAUAAAUGUCGCCCGCGGUGUGAACAAAACGGCUGCCAAGGACGUAAAUCCAAAUCUGUAUAAAAUGAAGAAACUCGGUCUUCUUCAUUGCGAAGAUCAAACGAAGCUCUGGAGCAUCAGUAACGGGACAGCAUCAGACAUGCCAAACGGGAAAAUAUGUAACACAGCAAUGGCAGACGUGGAAGAAUCCAACACGCAGGAGAAAAUACUCGCAAUUCUAAGCAAAAAAAACCCACAAAGAGCGCUUUCAAUAGCCCAGGAGUUGAAGAAAUCUUCCGCCAAAGACGUGAAUCCGAUUUUGUAUAAAAUGAAGGACAUGAAGCUGCUCGAUCACGACUCGGACACCAAACUCUGGUCAAUUAAAUCGGAGGAGGAUGCAGCUCCCCGGCGGACAGACGACCCGACAGCAACUGAGUCGCCAAAGAAGUGUAAGUUAUUAUUACCAAUCUUUGGUGUUUUUGGAAGAUGGCUGACCUGCAAUAGAAUCUAA
This is a messenger RNA of Spea bombifrons (plains spadefoot toad), 627 nucleotides long. It is a transcript of the gene ZBP1, whose product is annotated as Z-DNA binding protein 1. The record is from RefSeq and is a predicted model, not a curated record. Gene Ontology annotation, molecular function: double-stranded RNA adenosine deaminase activity; DNA binding; RNA binding. Bases 28 to 627 code for a protein of 199 amino acids. NCBI's taxonomy places the organism in Eukaryota, Metazoa, Chordata, Amphibia, Anura, Pelobatidae. The transcript is spliced from 6 exons. Gene Ontology annotation, biological process: positive regulation of type I interferon-mediated signaling pathway.